Fusarium keratoplasticum is the source of this 1140-nucleotide messenger RNA. Its product is annotated as AB hydrolase-1 domain-containing protein. The coding region runs from base 1 to 1140 and encodes 379 amino acids. Lineage: Eukaryota; Fungi; Ascomycota; Sordariomycetes; Hypocreales; Nectriaceae. The record is from RefSeq and is a predicted model, not a curated record. The transcript is spliced from 2 exons.
AUGCGUUUCACCACUCUGUUUGCCCUUGCGGCUGCCGCAGUCAACCACUGUGUCGCUACUCCUUCCAGCCAGCAUGGCAGCGCCCAGGGCGAGGUCGCCGCCGUCCGAUCCUACUUUUACGUAGGUGGAGGCUACGCCGAUGAUGGAGCGGGCGGGCAGAUCUACCGUGAUCAGAUGUAUGUCGAGAAGCUGAUCCCGGCCGGUGGCGUCCGGCAACGAACGCCCAUUGUCUUUAUCCACGGCCAGGGCCAGACAGGCAGCAACUUCCUCAACAAGCCUGAUGGUGGCCGCGGUUGGGCAUCCCAGUUCAUCAGCCAAGGAUACGAGGUCUACAUCAUUGACCAGACCUUCCGUGGCCGAUCAGCAUGGAUGCCCGCCGCCGGCGCUGCGAAGCCCUCGACCUACUCGGCCGAGAUCAUCGAGCAGCGCUUCACUGCAGGCAAGAACUUCAACCUCUGGCCCCAGGCCUCUAAGCACACCCAGUGGCCUGGAACUGGUAUGAGGGGUGACCCCGUCUUUGACACUUUCUACGUGUCCAACGUUCAGUUCAUCAACAACGCCACCUACCAGCAGUCGACGGUCCAGGAUGCUGGCGCUGCUCUCCUCGACAAGAUUGGCAGACCCGUUAUCCUUGUCGGUCACAGCCAGGGUGGCAUCAUGCCCAUUCUUAUCGCGGAUGCCCGCCCUAGACUCACCAAGGGUCUCGUUCUUCUUGAGCCCACUGGCCCUCCCUUCAGGGACGCCGUCUUCAGCACCAAGGCUGCCCGCCCCUACGGUCUGACUGACAUCCCCCUCACCUACAGCCCCUCUGUCUCUGACCCUGCCACCGACCUGGUUCAAGAGGUCCAGACCAGCCGAGGUGACGACUUCGUUGAGUGCGUCCUUCAGGCCAGCAAGCCUGCGCCUCGUCGUCUGGUCAACCUGCAGAGCAAGCCCAUCCUCAUCCUCACUUCCGAGUCGUCCUACCACAUGCCCUACGACUACUGCACUGCCGACUUCCUUCGCCAGGCUGGCUGCUCCAAGACUCAGCACCUCGAGCUUGGAGAGGCCGGCAUCCACGGCAACGGACACAUGAUGUUCAUGGAAAAGAACAGCGACGUGAUUCAGGCCGUCUUGGAGCGCUGGAUCCGGUCCACCUAA